This is a messenger RNA of Glarea lozoyensis ATCC 20868, 228 nucleotides long. RefSeq lists its product as uncharacterized. The record is from RefSeq and is a predicted model, not a curated record. The transcript is spliced from 3 exons. The coding region runs from base 1 to 228 and encodes 75 amino acids. Lineage: Eukaryota; Fungi; Ascomycota; Leotiomycetes; Helotiales; Helotiaceae.
AUGAUGCAGAAGCAGAUUAAGUCCGACAAGACAAAGACCACAUUAUCUACCUCCGCUUACCAGCUCCUCCUCCUUAUUCAAUCUACGAUCACAUGGCAGAAGACAAAGGCAAACGGUAAAGCCAAAUGGGUUCUGGAUCCCGCAUACCUCAAAAUUGGCAGUAGAAGCUUCGCCUGCGCUAUGAUUGACAUUAGCGUCGGGAUUAAGAAGAACAGUUUGGCCCUUUAG